Molecule: messenger RNA, 393 nt
Organism: Eufriesea mexicana
Lineage: Eukaryota; Metazoa; Arthropoda; Insecta; Hymenoptera; Apidae
Product: UPF0489 protein C5orf22 homolog
Exons: 3
Coding region: 1-393 (130 amino acids)
Source: RefSeq, a predicted model, not a curated record
AUGGAGAAGGACAGACGGAGAAAGACAGAGGGGGCGGAGGGAUACGAAGCAGUGGAGCUGAUCUAUCGCGAAAUAACCAAGGUUUACAAGCAGUCGGAAAUUGAUUGGAAAUUAGUACACGAUGCAGGAUGCACCAGAGACGACACGGAUUUACCGGACCACGUUACUACCCCUAAUGAUCUGGAUCGAUUAAUCAGCGGAACGUUCAAGUCAUUUUUGGCUGCUCUGCCAGCUCCUCCUACGAUCGUAACAAUUGCAAGAUCCAGCGAAGACGAGUAUUGUCCAUCAGAGGACGUCGAUCAAAUCCAGUUCGGGGUGCUCGACGAACUUCGUCAACGUCUGGGAGAUAUCGACGUUCGUUUAACCUAUCAGGAGGAGGAAGAAACCCUUUAA